GCAACUAGUGGCGCUUCCGCGCGAUUGAAUGCUUAGAGAGGGUGUGGAGAAUUUCGGUCAUUUUCCAAAACAAAAUGAGCGGAGGAUGACUGAAAAUGAUAAGGAUAACUACGAAUUUGAGAGAAUUUUAGCAUCUAAGGAGGUGGUUAGUGCUGAAGAUGUUUUAAAGCUGAAAACAGCAACUAUAGGCUAUUUAUGUUCACCCAAUCGAAACAGCUAUGACAUCCGGUUCCUAAGCUUUUCUCUGAGGGACGUUGACAGUAACAAUAUUAUCUUUGAAGUUCAGAAACCACCAUCAGAAUAUUCCCAAAAAGACCUCGAACAACACAGAUGCAUAAGAUACCAGUUUAACAAAGAAUUUCUACGUUUAAAGACUGUUGGGGCAACUGUCGAAUUUUCUAAUGGAAAUAAACAUCUUUCGGAAUUUCGCAUGAUUGAACGUCAUUAUUUCAAGGACAAACUGCUUAAAAGCUUCGAUUUUAACUUUGGCUUCGUCAUGCCUAAUUCAGUAAACACGGUGGAGCACAUCUAUGAGUUCCCGAAACUCACUGAUGCUGAUGUUAACGAUAUGGUUGAGAACCCUUUUGAAACACGUUCGGAUAGUUUUUACUUUGUCAAUGGAGCUCUCAUCAUGCAUAACAAGGCAGAAUACGCUUUCAACGGAUAGACCGAGCAACAUUUAGUACAUUGGUGUCUUUUCCAAUGUUUGUUAGUCUUUCGCUAAACUAUGCAAUAUUAAAACAAUGUGCAAUUAACUAAUGUUUAUCAGAA
Trichobilharzia szidati is the source of this 771-nucleotide messenger RNA. NCBI's taxonomy places the organism in Eukaryota, Metazoa, Platyhelminthes, Trematoda, Strigeidida, Schistosomatidae. The record is from the annotation of a GenBank genome assembly.